AAUGGCCGAGAUUCUCUCCUUGCUUCCCGGCUCUGCCUUUUAUCUUCCCCCAAUCUCCCUCUUCACUCCUACUAGUCUCCUCUCUCUCUGAAAUCAACAUUUCUUUUCUCUCUCUAUAUAGAUAUUGUCAGUAGCUGUAUCUACUAUUUGUAGAAAGAUCGAGGAGAGAGUGUAAAAUAAGUAUGAUGUUGGGUAAGAGAACACGUCCACCGGUAAAGAGGACUACUAGCAUGACGGAGUUCACCUUAGAUCUGGCCAUGGAGCAGGACCCAAGUCAGCAGCCGUCCGAUCCUUUCAACACCGGCGGCGGCGCCGGAUUAAACCACCGCUUUUUCGCCGCCGCCGGCGUCUCUCCGCGCGUCCACCGUCAUAAUUCCUGCGACUUCGUCGAGACCGCUCAGUUCUUGAAAUCUUGCUUCCUCUGUAACCGCCGUUUGGUACCCGGCCGUGACAUCUAUAUUUACAAAGGCGAAAGUGCAUUUUGCAGCCUAGAGUGCAGACAACAACAGAUGAACGAGGAGGAGAGGAAAGAGAGGCGUUCGUUGACAUCAAAGAAAGAAGCGCCGGCGGCCGCCGGAUCAGAAGUGGUGUCCGCCGUCGCCGGUGAGACCGUCGCCGCCACCGUGUAGAAGUACAUAUCAUCCAUGAUUGUACAUAUGUAAUGUCUAUAAAGUAUCUUUUUUGGGAAGGGGGUUUUGUGGUGGGUCUAAGUUAUCCUUUGUUUUGGCGAUGGGGAAGUUUUGGAAGUGUCUGCUUCAUUUGGAUCCAGCAUGUAGCCAUGUAGUAUUAUUAUAUUAUUAUUAUUAUGUAUAAAAGCAUUCUCUA
Molecule: messenger RNA, 825 nt
Organism: Rhododendron vialii
Lineage: Eukaryota; Viridiplantae; Streptophyta; Magnoliopsida; Ericales; Ericaceae
Product: FCS-Like Zinc finger 5-like
Exons: 2
Coding region: 183-629 (148 amino acids)
Source: RefSeq, a predicted model, not a curated record